Dentiscutata erythropus is the source of this 1239-nucleotide messenger RNA. The record is from the annotation of a GenBank genome assembly. Lineage: Eukaryota; Fungi; Glomeromycota; Glomeromycetes; Diversisporales; Gigasporaceae.
AUGGCUCAACGACCGCCUCCAGGUAAUCCUUCAAAUGAAAAUUCUUUACCUUUAUCAUCUAAAGCUACUAAAUUUGAAUCUUUAGAUAAUGCUGGGUUAUGUCCAGUUUCUCUAGUUUUGAUCCCUUUUGAUCUUUCCUCUCCUAAGGAUAACAACUCUAGUAAAGUUAAUAAUAUUCAGCCCACACUCUUCCAGAAAAUAAGUAAUGAUACUCCUUAUGUAGCAGAAGUCUCAUUUGACUCAGAAUUAAUAACACCUACCCUUCUCCCUACACUAAGUUCACCCAAAUCUUCAGAUAAUUUAAAACUUGAUAUUUCUUACCCCACUUUACCUAAACCCAGUGUUGAUAGCCAUUUUAGUACUUCACGAAAUCAUUUACCUAAAGAUAGUUUUCUUAGUUGCCCCUUAAAAUUUUUGAAUGAUGUGUCUAUUAAAAAUAUAGAACUGAAAAUCUUACCCAAUAACAUUAUUAAUAGUAAUUCCUACUUCCAUAUUAAAAAACAAAAUAAUAUUUUAAAUUGUGCACUUCCUGAAAUUCCGUCUGAUGAUAGUUUUUCCUUAAUCAACAAUAAUAUAUUUAAUAGUCCUAAAAAUGAGUCCCAAAAUUUUUAUUCCAUAAAUACUUUCCAGGUAGCCAGAAGAAAUAGAUUAGUGUCCCCUUUUAUAAGUGUUCCUAAAGGUGUCCCUCCUAGGAAUAGAAUUAAAGAAUAUAAGUUUAACGAAAAUGAUUCUGACGCUGAUGAAACUAUUGAUGAAACGAGAAGACAAAUGAAAAUAGAUAAAGAAAAAAAUAGACCUACUAUAGCCGAAUGUUUUUAUGAUAUUGCCGGAAAUGCUGAAGAAUGUAUAAAGAAAAAUACUUAUCACCUAGGAAGUCUGAAAGAAGAACAAUCCAAGGCUCUUCAAAAUUUUCUUGAACAGAAAUCGACUUUGUUUGCCUGGGAAGGUGAAAUGUUAGGUCGAACUAAUCUUAUAAAAUAUUAUAUUAAUACUGAAGACCAACAAAAGGCAUUUGAAAAUUUAAAAAAAAGGUUAACUUUGGCCCCUAUCCUUGCUUACCCAGACUUUUCAAAGACGUUCAUGUUGUUUACUGAUGUGUCUGAUAUAGUCUUGGGAGCUAUAUUGUUUCAAAAAGACAAUUUAGAACGGAAACAAGUUAUCUCCUAUGCCAGCCGAAGUCUUAUCCUGGCUGAAAAAAACUACCCAGUGACGGAAAAAGAAUGCCUCACUAUUGUAUAG